This is a messenger RNA of Homo sapiens (human), 3422 nucleotides long. RefSeq names its product microtubule associated protein 1S (gene MAP1S). Lineage: Eukaryota; Metazoa; Chordata; Mammalia; Primates; Hominidae. The transcript is spliced from 7 exons. Gene Ontology annotation, cellular component: microtubule cytoskeleton; microtubule; spindle. Gene Ontology annotation, biological process: microtubule cytoskeleton organization; brain development; regulation of microtubule polymerization or depolymerization. Gene Ontology annotation, molecular function: microtubule binding; structural constituent of cytoskeleton; tubulin binding. The coding region runs from base 236 to 3337 and encodes 1033 amino acids. The record is from RefSeq and is marked validated.
GAGUCAUAGGCGCACCUGCCAGGUUCACCUGCAGCCACUUGGCUCAGUGGGACUGGCGGGCGUGAUGCGCCCGUGGGUGGAGAUGGGUGUUCAUCCCCCAUCCCUCGGAGCAUCUGGACCUGGCGUUUCAUUGCAUGUAAAAUGGGACAGGAACACGCACCUCGGUUCAUGUGCUUGAGGAGUGUUUAGUGAGCACCUGCUAUGCGCCAGGCCUUUGGGCAGUGGACACAGGGAUAUGGCCGGGAUGAUAGACAGGUUCAGCCCUGCCAACACAGGCAUCCGGUCUUGGGAUGUCGAUCCUGGCGUCUGCAACCUUGAUGAACAGCUCAAGGUCUUUGUGUCCCGACACUCUGCCACCUUCUCCAGCAUUGUGAAAGGCCAGCGGAGCCUGCACCACCGUGGAGACAACCUGGAGACCCUGGUCCUCCUGAACCCAUCAGACAAGUCCCUGUAUGAUGAGCUCCGGAACCUUCUGUUGGACCCUGCCUCUCACAAGCUACUGGUGUUGGCUGGGCCCUGCCUGGAGGAGACGGGGGAGCUGCUGCUACAGACAGGGGGCUUCUCGCCUCACCACUUCCUCCAGGUCCUGAAGGACAGAGAGAUCCGGGACAUCCUGGCCACCACGCCCCCACCUGUGCAGCCGCCCAUACUCACCAUCACCUGCCCCACCUUCGGUGACUGGGCUCAGCUGGCACCCGCUGUGCCUGGCCUUCAGGGGGCGCUCCGGCUCCAGCUGCGGCUGAACCCCCCGGCGCAGCUGCCCAACUCUGAGGGCCUGUGCGAAUUCCUGGAGUACGUGGCUGAGUCUCUGGAGCCACCGUCCCCCUUCGAGCUGCUGGAGCCCCCGACCUCCGGGGGCUUCCUCAGGCUGGGCCGGCCCUGCUGCUACAUCUUCCCUGGAGGCCUCGGGGAUGCCGCCUUCUUCGCCGUCAAUGGCUUCACUGUGCUGGUCAACGGUGGCUCAAACCCCAAGUCCAGUUUCUGGAAGCUGGUGCGGCACCUGGACCGCGUGGAUGCCGUGCUGGUGACCCACCCUGGCGCCGACAGCCUCCCCGGCCUCAACAGCCUGCUGCGGCGCAAACUGGCGGAGCGCUCCGAGGUGGCUGCUGGUGGGGGCUCCUGGGACGACAGGCUGCGCAGGCUCAUCUCCCCCAACCUGGGGGUCGUGUUCUUCAACGCCUGCGAGGCCGCGUCGCGGCUGGCGCGCGGCGAGGAUGAGGCGGAGCUGGCGCUGAGCCUCCUGGCGCAGCUGGGCAUCACGCCUCUGCCACUCAGCCGCGGCCCCGUGCCAGCCAAACCCACCGUGCUCUUCGAGAAGAUGGGCGUGGGCCGGCUGGACAUGUAUGUGCUGCACCCGCCCUCCGCCGGCGCCGAGCGCACGCUGGCCUCUGUGUGCGCCCUGCUGGUGUGGCACCCCGCCGGCCCCGGCGAGAAGGUGGUGCGCGUGCUGUUCCCCGGUUGCACCCCGCCCGCCUGCCUCCUGGACGGCCUGGUCCGCCUGCAGCACUUGAGGUUCCUGCGAGAGCCCGUGGUGACGCCCCAGGACCUGGAGGGGCCGGGGCGAGCCGAGAGCAAAGAGAGCGUGGGCUCCCGGGACAGCUCGAAGAGAGAGGGCCUCCUGGCCACCCACCCUAGACCUGGCCAGGAGCGCCCUGGGGUGGCCCGCAAGGAGCCAGCACGGGCUGAGGCCCCACGCAAGACUGAGAAAGAAGCCAAGACCCCCCGGGAGUUGAAGAAAGACCCCAAACCGAGUGUCUCCCGGACCCAGCCGCGGGAGGUGCGCCGGGCAGCCUCUUCUGUGCCCAACCUCAAGAAGACGAAUGCCCAGGCGGCACCCAAGCCCCGCAAAGCGCCCAGCACGUCCCACUCUGGCUUCCCGCCGGUGGCAAAUGGACCCCGCAGCCCGCCCAGCCUCCGAUGUGGAGAAGCCAGCCCCCCCAGUGCAGCCUGCGGCUCUCCGGCCUCCCAGCUGGUGGCCACGCCCAGCCUGGAGCUGGGGCCGAUCCCAGCCGGGGAGGAGAAGGCACUGGAGCUGCCUUUGGCCGCCAGCUCAAUCCCAAGGCCACGCACACCCUCCCCUGAGUCCCACCGGAGCCCCGCAGAGGGCAGCGAGCGGCUGUCGCUGAGCCCACUGCGGGGCGGGGAGGCCGGGCCAGACGCCUCACCCACAGUGACCACACCCACGGUGACCACGCCCUCACUACCCGCAGAGGUGGGCUCCCCGCACUCGACCGAGGUGGACGAGUCCCUGUCGGUGUCCUUUGAGCAGGUGCUGCCGCCAUCCGCCCCCACCAGUGAGGCUGGGCUGAGCCUCCCGCUGCGUGGCCCCCGGGCGCGGCGCUCGGCUUCCCCACACGAUGUGGACCUGUGCCUGGUGUCACCCUGUGAAUUUGAGCAUCGCAAGGCGGUGCCAAUGGCACCGGCACCUGCGUCCCCCGGCAGCUCGAAUGACAGCAGUGCCCGGUCACAGGAACGGGCAGGUGGGCUGGGGGCCGAGGAGACGCCACCCACAUCGGUCAGCGAGUCCCUGCCCACCCUGUCUGACUCGGAUCCCGUGCCCCUGGCCCCCGGUGCGGCAGACUCAGACGAAGACACAGAGGGCUUUGGAGUCCCUCGCCACGACCCUUUGCCUGACCCCCUCAAGGUCCCCCCACCACUGCCUGACCCAUCCAGCAUCUGCAUGGUGGACCCCGAGAUGCUGCCCCCCAAGACAGCACGGCAAACGGAGAACGUCAGCCGCACCCGGAAGCCCCUGGCCCGCCCCAACUCACGCGCUGCCGCCCCCAAAGCCACUCCAGUGGCUGCUGCCAAAACCAAGGGGCUUGCUGGUGGGGACCGUGCCAGCCGACCACUCAGUGCCCGGAGUGAGCCCAGUGAGAAGGGAGGCCGGGCACCCCUGUCCAGAAAGUCCUCAACCCCCAAGACUGCCACUCGAGGCCCGUCGGGGUCAGCCAGCAGCCGGCCCGGGGUGUCAGCCACCCCACCCAAGUCCCCGGUCUACCUGGACCUGGCCUACCUGCCCAGCGGGAGCAGCGCCCACCUGGUGGAUGAGGAGUUCUUCCAGCGCGUGCGCGCGCUCUGCUACGUCAUCAGUGGCCAGGACCAGCGCAAGGAGGAAGGCAUGCGGGCCGUCCUGGACGCGCUACUGGCCAGCAAGCAGCAUUGGGACCGUGACCUGCAGGUGACCCUGAUCCCCACUUUCGACUCGGUGGCCAUGCAUACGUGGUACGCAGAGACGCACGCCCGGCACCAGGCGCUGGGCAUCACGGUGUUGGGCAGCAACAGCAUGGUGUCCAUGCAGGAUGACGCCUUCCCGGCCUGCAAGGUGGAGUUCUAGCCCCAUCGCCGACACGCCCCCCACUCAGCCCAGCCCGCCUGUCCCUAGAUUCAGCCACAUCAGAAAUAAACUGUGACUACACUUG